AUGGCUUCAUCGGCCAGGUCGUACAAUGAUGCCAUUGAUGCGCUCAACUCGCUGCAGACGCCUCAUGCCGUCAUCGAGGCGAGGCGCAAAGCCGGGAUCCGGCCUGAUGCGGCCUCGAUGCGCGAGAUGAGAGCCUAUCUCAGUAGAAUCGGGUACACGCCGGCGGAUAUCGAUGGCCUCAACAUCAUCCACGUCGCCGGCACAAAGGGCAAAGGCAGCACCUGCGCAUUUGUCGACUCCAUCCUCGCCCAGUACCGGCACGCGCACGGCACUCCCCGCAAGAGCGGCCUCUUCAUCUCGCCGCACCUCAUCGCCGUCCGCGAGCGCAUCCGAAUCAACUCGGCGCCCAUCUCCGAGGACCUCUUCGCCAAGUACUUCUUCGACGUCUGGGAGCGCCUGGGGUCUUCGACAGCGGCGCCCGACGACGCGCCCCUCGGGACGAGGCCCCUGUACGGCCGCUACCUGACGCUCGUCAGCUGGCACGCCUUCUUGCAGGAGGGCGUCGACGUGGCCGUCUACGAGACUGGCAUCGGGGGCGAGUACGACGCCACCAACCUCGUGCAAAGGCCCGCCGCGUCGGGCAUCAGCACGCUCGGCAUUGACCACGUCUUCGUUCUUGGCGACACUGUGGACAAGAUUGCGUGGCAUAAAGCGGGCAUCAUCAAGAGCGGCAGUCCUGCCUUUACCGUCGAGCAGGACCCCGGCGCGGCGGCCGUUCUGCGGCAGAGGGCAGAGGAACGGGGCGCCGAUCUCACCGUCCUGCCCAUUGACCCGCGGCUAGACGGUGUCAAGGUCAGGCCCCAGGCGCGAUUCCAGAGGAAGAAUGCAACGCUGGCAGUGGCCCUCGCCGAAGCCGUGCUGCCGAAGCUGGGCAUCGCCGUCUCGCCGCCGGGCUCCUCGCUGCCGCGCGAGUUUGUCGAUGGGCUGGAGCAGACGGUUUUCAGGGGUCGCUGCGAGGUCAAGGUCGAGGAUGGGGUGACGUGGUUCGUCGACGGGGCACACACUUCGGACAGCCUGAAAAUGUCCUCGCGAUGGUUCGCCGAAGAGACGGCCGGCCGCCCCGGUCCCAGAGUCAUGGUUUUCAAUCAACAAACCCGCUCCGAGGCCGUCGACUUCCUCACCUCGAUCCACGCGGCCGCCGCGCGCACACCAAACGAGCCGUCUUUUGACCACGUCGUCUUUUGCACAAACGUCACCUACGCCGAGACGGGCUACAAGCGUGACUUUGUCAACCACCAAAUCGACCCCGAGGAGCUCGACAAGAUGACGGUGCAGCGCCGGUUUGCCGAAAAGUGGUCCGCCCUGGAUCCAGCCGCCCGGGUUGUCGUUCUGCCGACCAUUGAGGAGGCGCUCGGCUACGCGAGGCAUCUCAGCCAGGGGCUGGGUGCCGGCGAGAGCGUGCUGGCCUACGUGACGGGGAGCCUGCACUUGGUAGGGGGGGCUCUGGGCAUUCUAGAGCAGGCCGACGCGCUGUAG
Molecule: messenger RNA, 1476 nt
Organism: Hirsutella rhossiliensis
Lineage: Eukaryota; Fungi; Ascomycota; Sordariomycetes; Hypocreales; Ophiocordycipitaceae
Product: folylpolyglutamate synthase
Exons: 4
Coding region: 1-1476 (491 amino acids)
Biological process (GO): tetrahydrofolylpolyglutamate biosynthetic process
Cellular component (GO): cytoplasm; cytosol; mitochondrion
Molecular function (GO): tetrahydrofolylpolyglutamate synthase activity; ATP binding
Source: RefSeq, a predicted model, not a curated record